Darwinula stevensoni is the source of this 1539-nucleotide messenger RNA. The record is from the annotation of a GenBank genome assembly. NCBI's taxonomy places the organism in Eukaryota, Metazoa, Arthropoda, Ostracoda, Podocopida, Darwinulidae.
GAUGACAUCGGUACAAGUGGUGUGAUAGGAUCAGCCUUGUUCAACAUUCUACUUGUGAUCAGCAUAUGUGGGUUUGCUGUCCGGGAAAGUGUCUUUCUCCAUCCAUUCCCACUGCUGAGGGAUUCAAUCUUCUACCUAUUGAGUGUGGCAGCUCUAUUUGCCAUUCUCUAUGAUGACCGUGUCUUCUGGCAAGUGCUUCUCUUGUGUUCUAUGAGAGUAGGAGUCAUUCUACCAACUGGAAAGUACCUGAAUCAGGAAGAGGAUGACAUUGGUACAAGUGGUGUGAUAGGAUCAGCCUUGUUCAACAUUCUACUUGUGAUCAGCAUAUGUGGGUUUGCUGUCCGGGAAAGUGUCUUUCUCCAUCCAUUCCCACUGCUGAGGGAUUCAAUCUUCUACCUAUUGAGUGUGGCAGCUCUAUUUGCCAUUCUCUAUGAUGACCGUGUCUUCUGGCAAGUGCUUCUCUUGUAUGAGGCACUCUGCUUGCUGCUAUUGUACAUCCUGUACAUAGUGUUCAUGUACCACAACCAUGCAAUUCAUGCAAUUUUUCUUCGUUGUAAACCUGAGGAAGAAGAGGCCCUUGUGAAGAAGGAACCUUCAGAGAAUGAAGUAUUUCACAGAUUUACCUUUGGGAUUCCAGAUACGGUUUUGGGACUGACUUUAUUGGCAGUUGGUGUCAGUUUGCCAGAUGCUUUCUCAAGUUUAGCAGUUGUGAAGGAAGGUUUUGGCGAUAUGGCAGUAUCAAAUGCCAUUGGUUCGAACACAUUUGACAUUCUUCUAUGCCUUGGCCUCCCAUGGUUCAUUCAGACCACAAUGAUGCAAUACGGCUCUUCGAUACGAGUUUCGGGUGAUGGAUUUACCUUUGGGAUUCCAGAUACGGUUUUGGGACUGACUUUAUUGGCAGUUGGUGUCAGUUUGCCAGAUGCUUUCUCAAGUUUAGCAGUUGUGAAGGAAGGUUUUGGCGAUAUGGCAGUAUCAAAUGCCAUUGGUUCGAACACAUUUGACAUUCUUCUAUGUCUUGGCCUCCCAUGGUUCAUUCAGACCACAAUGAUGCAAUACGGCUCUUCGAUACGAGUUUCGGGUGAUGUAUUUGAUAUUGGAUGCAUGGGCAUAGUGGCAAUGAAAAUUGGUAGCUGUGGCACAGAGUUUGCUAGAGGAGUAGUACAGGGUGUCUUGGAUGCAGCAAUAGGAUUUACCUUUGGGAUUCCAGAUACGGUUUUGGGACUGACUUUAUUGGCAGUUGGUGUCAGUUUGCCAGAUGCUUUCUCAAGUUUAGCAGUUGUGAAGGAAGGUUUUGGCGAUAUGGCAGUAUCAAAUGCCAUUGGUUCGAACACAUUUGACAUUCUUCUAUGCCUUGGCCUCCCAUGGUUCAUUCAGACCACAAUGAUGCAAUACGGCUCUUCGAUACGAGUUUCGGGUGAUGGACUGGGGUAUACAAGCCUCCUUCUCUUCCUGACAGUGAUAUUCACAGUGCUUGCCAUUCUGAUCAACAAAUGGAGACUAGAUAAGAAACUAGCUAAACGAAAUGAAUAUACCAUAUAG